Molecule: messenger RNA, 8636 nt
Organism: Bactrocera dorsalis (oriental fruit fly)
Lineage: Eukaryota; Metazoa; Arthropoda; Insecta; Diptera; Tephritidae
Gene: Slik
Product: serine/threonine-protein kinase 10
Exons: 12
Coding region: 781-5997 (1738 amino acids)
Biological process (GO): protein phosphorylation
Molecular function (GO): ATP binding; protein serine/threonine kinase activity
Source: RefSeq, a predicted model, not a curated record
AUGAGUGACUAAUGGCGAUAGUGAUAAGCGCCGCAAUUUUACCUCAUCGUUAAAAAAUUUUGUGUUUAAUAGAAGCAAAAAAAAAAGUGUUGCGAAAACUUGGCUUAUAAUGUUAAUUAAAUGCACAAGAGUAUAAACGAGCUAUGAAUGAAAUUGCCGAGUUGCCACGCGAAGAGCUAACGAAUGGCAGCUGAUGGCUGGUUGGCUGACUAGCUAGCCUGUGCAUGAAUGAACCAGGAAUGCAAUGAAUAUCGACUAGUUUCUCUGGCUGUUCUAAACGUACCCGAUCACAAAGGCAUGAAGACCUAAAUUUAAAGCCGAUAAUUAAAUUAGAGAAGAGAGCAGAAUCGUAGAGAACUUUUGAACGACUAAAACGCAAACGGUGGUAGGGGAACACGUGCGUCGCAACAAAUACUGCUACUGCUACUACUGUCUGCUGCUGUUGUUUGCGCGAGAAGGGUGACCCCCUUUGCUUAUUGGAAUUGAGUGUAAACUUGGUGGACAUGAUUUUCGAUUGAUUUGAAAAUAAAAUAAAAAACUUGAAGCAAAGAAACUGAGAAGAAGAAUUAGCUACUGAAGAGCAAUUAAGCUGCUGCAUGAAAAAAGCUGAGUGAAAUGAAAACAAAUACAGCUACUUUUGUAUGUUAAAAGCAAAAUGUAGUGCCUUUGGAGUGUAAAACUGCUGUGGAUAAUUUUUUUUUUUUGUAACGUUAAUGUAGCAACAUACCCUUACGACAUAAAUAUUUAGCUAUAAUUUAUAUACAUUAAAUAAGCAUAACAAUGUCGUUCAUAAAUAAUCUUAAGAAAGUAUUCCACCUUGGUGGUGGAGAGGCGAAAAAGAAACGCCUUUAUAAUAACAUAAAAAUGGACACAGAUCCGGCGGAGUUUUGGGAAAUGGUAGGCGAGUUGGGAGAUGGAGCUUUUGGCAAAGUAUAUAAGGCGCAACACAAGGAACAAAAACGCUUUGCUGCGGCUAAAUUGUGCACAUUAGAAGAUGAAGAGAAUCUAAGUGAUCACAUGGUUGAAAUAGAUAUUUUGUCAGAGAUAAAGCAUCCGAAUAUUGUGGAGUUGUAUGAAGCGUUCUCAAUAGAGGACAAGCUGUGGAUGUUAAUCGAGUAUUGCGAUGGCGGUGCACUUGACAGCAUAAUGGUGGAAUUAGAGAAACCACUCACUGAACCACAAAUAGCCUACGUUUGCCGGCACAUGACUGAAGGUUUAAAUUUUCUACACAAUAAUAAAGUAAUCCAUCGAGAUUUGAAAGCUGGGAAUGUAUUACUAACCAUGGAAGGCGGUGUCAAAUUAGCUGAUUUUGGUGUGUCGGCUAAAAAUAAGCAUACUUUACAAAAGCACGACACUUUCAUAGGCACACCUUAUUGGAUGGCGCCAGAGCUAGUGCUGUGCGAAACAUUUCGGGAUAAUCCUUACGACUUAAAAGUGGAUAUCUGGUCACUUGGCAUAACAUUAAUCGAGUUAGCGCAAAUGGAACCACCAAAUAGUGAAAUGUCACCGAUGCGUGUUUUAUUGAAAAUACAAAAAAGCGAUCCACCAACACUGGAUCAGCCAUCAAAGUGGAGUAAGGAAUUCGUUGACUUUCUAAAGAAAGCUUUGGUCAAAGAUCCACAACAACGUCCACCCACAGAUAUUUUAUUACAACAUAAAUUCAUUAAUUGUGAACUAGACGCUAAACCCAUAAAAGACUUAUUAUUAGAAUAUAAAGCUGAAGUUGUUGAAGAAGUUGUCGAUGAUGAUGCUGAGGAACCCCGCAACUCGGCGCUCCGGCUCGACCUGGACGAUGACUCUGCCUCUUUGCAGAGCCAAGAUAUUGACAAACUUCCAGGUACCCCAACAUCAGUAUCUAUGGACUCUAAAGAACCAAAUCAAACAAAUAGUAUACCACAAAGUAAACUAUCACAACAACAAGGCGGAGCUGCAGAGAAUGCUUCACCUGUUUUGCAAAAAACUCUUGAAAAUAAUAUAACACCAUCUUCUAAGGGGGCCAAAGAGGAUGAACCAAUAUUUAGCGUUAAUAAUGCGCCCAAAGAUAAUGACACGAGUAAUAAGACGCUUUCAACAGCUGGAGUGGUCAGUAAGCAAGCAGUUGCUACCAACGCUGCCAACGAAGCUGCUGAUAGUCUUCCUGAGAGAGGCGUUGACGCCGAUAGGAAGAUCACCAAAAAGGAGAAGGGUAAAGCGCCACCACCACCGUCUACUGCCGCUGCUGCUGUAAUCACCAAGCCGAUCGAAGCACCUAUACCCGCAUCGGCAACUGCAAAUGCACGCGCUGAGGUGGAAAAGCGCAGCAACGAAGAACGUACACCAGCACCGCUAGCGCCGAUAACGGUGCCCAUCGAGCUGACCAAAAAUGUGGAAAUCGAUGUACAAACAACGCUUGCCGCACAAGCUGCACAAGAGCAAGCGCACGUGCCAGCACCACCAUCGCCGACCACAUCUUCGGCAGCGGUUUCGGUGAAUUCCGCUUCGUCGUCGUCGGUAAAGAGCGGUGCUACGCUCAGCUCCAGCACUUCGCUUAUCACCAUAAAUAGCGAGGCGUCGCCAACCAGCACGCCAACUCGUGCAUUUAACAAUCAGGCACAACAACAACAGCAACAACAAAAUAUAGUUCAUCCCAAUAGCUUGGAAGCUGGCGUCAGUCAGAUAAGAGUUGUGACCAGCACGCAUCCACCGGUCAUAAUUGACAAUUCAGUGCCGGCUGUUGCCACUGGUGCAGUGCCGCAAAGUGAAGUGAUCAUUGUUUCGAAUGAUUUGAAUAAGAGCACACAUGUGCCCGAAUCUUCAACUGAUGAUGAUUUCACUUCCUUCGAUGACAGUCUGGGCGAUUCACCGCUAUCACCCCGCCAGUCAUCCAUGAUAGUGGCCGUUUGCGAGGAGAACGCCGAGGAGACGGACAAGGUUGACAUGAACGCCGAAAGUAAUCAGUCCAUACACGGUAAAGGUUCGCGUGCGCGCAAAUUAGACGAGAGUGAGGUGCUCAUAGUUAGCCCAUCUUAUGUGGAUGAUGAUUCGGCGUACAAUACAGCCACCGGCAGUCACGAACACAGCGAACAUCUAAUGGACACGAGUCACGUGUCUGUUGUGACUGUUGGCGAUGAGAUCAAAGUCAAGGAUAGUAGUCAUCUAAGUACCGAUCAAUAUGAUACGACACUCAGCAAUGACAACAACAAUCUGAACAAUCAACGACCAUUCAUAAAGAAUCACAACAACAACAAUCACCAAAACGGUCAAAUUAUCGCAGGCACAUCGACCGAAGAUGUAAAUAUUAUUAUAAAUCGUAAUACGCCACAAGACAUUGGUGUCGGCAAACGACCGUCACCGGAUAAUAGCGUCGGUUCUAUGGAUUCGCGUACAUUAAGCGAUAGCGGUUCGUUGCGUUCGAGUGGCGGUGUGGUAAGACGCGCUGUCGGUUUGAAUAUUGCAACGGUUGAUCAGAGUGACGUUGAGAGUAUCGGCACCACAACUAGUCAUGAUAGUCGUAAUGAGGCGGAGACACCCAUAAUGGGCACGAAGAUACCCGAAGAUGAGGAAGUUGUCAUACGACGGAAACAGGGUGCGCCGAAGAUAGCACCCACUGGGCCGACUAAAGAGGAAAUCGAAUUACGUAAUUUACGUAAGAAGACACGAAAACGUACGCGAAAAUUCGAAAUCGAUGGUGUACAGGUGACGACCACCACAAGUCGUGUUAUAUACGGUGACGAGGAGUCCGGCAGACUAUACGAUGAUCAUGUGUUCCGCAAGCAAGAGUUGCGUGAAUUGAAAAUGUUGCAAAAGCAGGAGAAGAAACAGCAAAACGAUUUGCAAUUGAAGGAGCAAAUAGCGCGCGAGCAACAGGAUCGUCGUUUCGAACAGGAGCGCAUUUCGCUGGAGAAGACCUAUGAAGCUGAUAUGGAUACAUUGGCACGACAACAAAAGCAGUUGAUUGAGCGCACGGAACAGGCACAGGAGAGUGAGUUGCGUAGUUCAUCGAAACGCAUACGUUCCGAUCAAGAACAGGAAUUGAAAAUAUUCCGUGAGAAUUUGAAACAAGAGAUCCGUUUGCUCAAACAAGAAGUUGACUUGCUGCCCAAAGAUAAACGUAAGGACGAAUUCAAGCAACGUCGUUCCGCCAUGGAGCUGGAUCAUGAGGAGAAAGAGCGCGCCUUCCUCGACUCGCUCAAAGAACGCCAUGAAUUGCUAUUGCGUCGCUUAAGCGAAAAGCAUCGCGAUCAUCUUGCCACCAUCAAUCGUAAUUUCCUACAACAAAAGCAAAAUGCCAUGCGUACACGCGAAGCGUUACUUUGGGAAUUGGAAGAGAAGCAAUUACACGAACGCCAUCAGCUGUCCAAGCGACAUGUAAAGGAGUUGUGCUUCAUGCAACGUCACCAAAUGAUUGUGCGACACGAAAAAGAAUUGGAUCAGGUGAAAAAAAUGUUGCAACGCAAAGAGGAAGACAUGAUUAAGAAGCAGGCAUUGGAGAAGCGCGCGCUGCCAAAGCGUAUACGUGCCGAACGCAAGGCGCGCGAUUUGAUGUUCCGUGAGUCAUUGCGCAUAUCCACGAAUCUGGAUCCCGAGGUCGAGCGAGAACGUCUUAAGAAGUUCCAAGAACAAGAAAAGAAACGCUACACGUUAGAGGAGCGUCGAUUUGAAAUUAAACACCAAAAGCAGUUGGAGGAAUUGCGCGCCACACGUGAGGGUGCGAUAAGAGAACUCGAACAACUGCAGAAUGAAAAACGCAAAGCUUUGGUUGAACACGAACAGGCCAAGCUAACGGACAUCGAUGAGCGCCUAAAGGCUGAGUUGCGUGAAUGGAAGGAGCAAUUAGUACCUAGAAAGCAGAAGCUUAUCGACACGCUUAACGCCAUGUCUGAGCGUUUCGAGCAAAAAUAUGGUCCUAUACCCGAACGCGUGCCCUUCACCAAGCAAGAUAUUGAGGUGCCACUGCAGCUGCGCGGCUUCUUCAAUGAUGCGCCACGCACGCUACCGCGCGGCCUCUUCCUCAGCGACAAUCAAAUGUUACGUUCACGCACCUACUUUACGCUCUCUUCCGAUCCGCGUGCCAAAUUCACCGGCUCCACACCCGAUCUGAGCCGCAGCGUGCCCACCACACCGAUUUUCCGCAAAUUUGCGCAACCGAAACUGCGCAGCGAUAGCUUAGCGCUAGAACGCGCGCCCAAAUUGCGUGAGCAACGCACAGCCGAGGAUAUUGUUGAGUUGCGGCAGGCGCACGGUGUGCUCACGCCGCGUUUCGCAGCCUCAGGUGCAGGUACAGCGGCGCCAACAGCAGCGGCUUUAACAACAGCAACAACUACCACCAACGAGAAUGUCGAUUUGCCCAGCGCGGCCGGCCAAUUGAAGGCAAUUAAUGUGCAGACACCUACACUCGGCGCCAGUCGUCAAGUGGACACCGAACGGCCGACGCUUUCGACUUUUCGCAGCACAAUGCCGCCACCAACAAGUCAAUAUGCUACCACUACAGCAAAGUCAUCUCGUGCGCCAUUGCGCGAUGCGGACAUUGUGCAUGAACGCUUCAACAAAAGAGAUAGUGCAAGAGUUGUUGACCCAACAACCGCAGCGACAGCAUCAACUGCAGCAACAACAACAAGCGAAACCGAAUUGCGUCAACAAGCGCAAAAUCUGCUUUACUCCUCAUCGUUUGCUAUAAAACGGCCCUCUCUCUAUGGCAGCGGUCGCUCAUCGCUGGGCAGUACACAGUCGCUCUACGACAUUUACGAGGGCAGCACGCGCUUCAGCAACAACAACGAACACACAGCGCCACUGUCACCGCCGCCGCCGCCCCUAGGUUUGGCGGGCAAGCGUGCGAGCGCGCUGUUGGACAGCAUUGAGCCUUCGUUGCGCGCCUCCAUCAAGUUGAGCAGCGUGCAGGAGCUGCAGAAUUUGGAUGAGAACGAGGUGAAAUACACGAUACCGCGAAUUGGCACAACUGAUAGGAAAUCGAAGAAAAAUAAAGCGUUCAGUCCGUUAGAAGAGGAUUCAAUGGCUUAGAGCAACGUCUGUGUGUUUGUGACAUGCAAUUUAUAAUAAAAUAUGUGGCUUAUGCUAAGAGAAACGCAAAUGAAAUUAAUAACUGUAAAUCUUAAGGCCAUUUAAUACGCAAACGUAAAAAAAGUGAUUUCUAAAAAAGAGAAAUGAAAUGGUUUACAAGUGUACUAUCACUCUCAACUACUUAAAUCGCAUAUCUGCAUACAAACAUAUUCAUGCUUUAAAUAAUUGCUGCUGCAUAAAACAUCGUUGAACCCAUAUAUUUGUUGACACUAACUUAGUUUCGUUUGUUUCCUAUGUUUUUUUUUUGUAUUUGUUCGUACCCCACUCCAUAACAUUGAGCAUUCCACGGCACUGCCAUACAUACAAAUAUAAUUGCGUGUAUGUGUGUUGGACACUAACUGUUGUAACUGUGCAUAAAUACAUGUAUAUAGUGGUGUGUGUGUGUGCGUUGGUGUGUUUUAGCAUGUGCUACACUAUGUAACAAGGUAUAAAUAUGGUUCAUAUUAGCAAUUCUUCAUUACAUAGUGUAAAUGCGUUAGGAAGAACGUUGCCAUAUUUUUGAAUAUUUUUUUUAGGUUGUAUUAAAUGCGAAACAGCAAUAUGCGUAAAUCUAAAUAAACAUUCCAAAGCAAGUAUUUUUUGAUUAAAUUACAUAUUAAAAUGUAGUAUAGAUAAAAUGAGAAGUAUAGUGUUAGGCGCACGUCUGCUUAAGAAUUUCAAAAAAAAUUGUUAAAAAUUCAUUCAAAAUACAAAAAUAUAAAUGAUGGUCAUUUGAACUUCUGCAAGCUCAGUGAAGCACUGUUAAAUGCUUUAAGCGCCUGAAAGUGUGCCCGAAAAUCGUUUCCGUUUAACAUAAAAUGUAUUGAAAUUUUUUUCUAUAUUUCGGAAAAUAUUUUAAAAAUUCAGUUAUUUAAAAAAUUAUUUAAAUGAUGGCCAUUUUAACUUCUACAAGCGCAAUGAAGCACUGUUAAACGCUUUAAGCGCCUGAAGGUAUGCAAAAAAGUAAGCUUCUCAAAGAAAACAUAAACAUAUAAUGAAUUAAAAUUUUUUUAUUAUUUAUGCCAUACUUUUGUUAAUUGUGUUGUUGCACACAUACGCGCGCCAUAAUAAAGUGCAUUAUUAUGUAUCUAGCGCCUAAAAGAUGCCAUUUUUAAUUAAACGUUUUUUUUUUCACAACAGCUGCAAGCUGUUUAAUUAUUUUUUGUUGUGUUGUUUACGUAGAGCCGAUUAACUUGUUGCGAUCGUAUUUCUUUUACGGCUAUUGCCUACAUUUAGGCGCAUUAUACUUUUUAAACUGAUAUAUCAGUUUGAAGGCGUUAAAACGAUGAUAUAUUAUAAUAACACAUAAAAUAAACAAAAGAUAAGCAAAAAUUUACAAACAAAAAAAUUAAAAAAAAACUAUAAAAAAAUAUAAACAAAUAUUUUCUAUAUAAAAGUAAACAAAAGUAAAAAAAAUAACUUUAUUACUGCGCUUUUUUGUUGUGUUUACUUAAAUACCGUUAUUUUGAAAUGUGAAAAUUUUUUAUGCCUAUUGCCAACAUUCAGGCGUAUCAUAAUUCAAAUUAGUGAAACCAUUUUAGAAAUAAUAAUUUAUAAAUGAAACACAAAAGGGCCAAAAAAUUAUUUAUGAGAAUAAUAAUUUCGUUAAAAAAAGUUUUGCAUACUUUUAGGCGCAUACCCCGGAUUUUCUUUAUGUCGGUUAUUAUUAUUCCGGGUUUUCCGACGAAUUAGAUCGCUGUAAGUUGGUGCGGGCGUAACGAUGUCGAUUCAAGUAAAAGAUGGUGUUAACGCGACGCAGUGUAGAAUCAAAUGUGUGUUGAGGGGAAGCUGUGUAUUGAAGUUGUGUUGUGGGAUGUUCUGUUUUCCUAUGUGGUGAUGUUUGAGUGUAGUAUUCUCAGGUGUGGUGGGUUGUAAUAGAGUGCGCCAAUUUUCUCGGCAUAGAGUGAUGAAUGGUAUACACUAUGUAAGGGGGGCUUACCUCAGUUACACAAGAGUAUGCGCCUAAAAAUAUACUAAUACUAAACUAUUUUUUAAAUAUUGAAACAUUUUCAUUUAAUUCCAGCGUUGUUUUUAUUAAUUUUUUCCUAUAAAGUGAUGUAUGUAAUAAAUUUCGUUGCCAUAAAAAUCUUGCCAAAGUUUUGCUGCAGCUGCAAAUACGCGCUUACCAAGCGGCGUGCUGCUUAUAAUAAAUAAUAAAUAAAUAUACAUACACUUUAAUUAGUAUUAGUGUAGCAUUUAUAAAUACAAUUUUCGAUGCACUUAUAUUACAAAAACAAAAAAAUACGCACGAGUGAGUUUUUAAUAUAACACAAAAAAAAUAUAUAUUUUCCUACUAACAUAAACACACGCAGCAUAUAAGCAAGCUAGUAAUGCCAAAUAUUUUACGAGUUAUUAGCACUAAUAUAAACUAAUUGCAAGCAAUAUCAAAAAAAAGAAAACAAAAAUUAAUUGUAAAGGGUUUGGGUAAGGGUUUGGUUUGGGUGUAUAGGGCGCGGGUAAGUGUGGUGUCAAAAUGUGCGCUUAUUUUACUAUAAUAUAAAAAAAUUAUUUUUUAUAAAUAAAAAAAAAAUAUUUUUAGGAAUAAAAAAAUAUUUUCUAUAAUUAAAAAAAUUGUAUAAUUAAAAAAAUAUUUUCUAUAA